This is a messenger RNA of Penicillium brasilianum, 1753 nucleotides long. The record is from the annotation of a GenBank genome assembly. NCBI's taxonomy places the organism in Eukaryota, Fungi, Ascomycota, Eurotiomycetes, Eurotiales, Aspergillaceae.
CCGGCAACGGUCACUCCACAUAAUCACACGGCAGAGGUCUUUGAACACCCUCGGACAGAAGACCAUGGUUCGUGUCGAUUACAGCCAAAUCUCGAACGGAAAUACCGACAUGAUACAACUGAUUGAUAAUUCUUAUCUUGUGGAUCUUGUUAAAUACAGUAACGCCACUGAAAAUAUUGUAUGAUCUCGUAUGCCGUCUUCUGCUUGAAAAAAAAAAUGGUUUCUUUAGUGGCGGUCAAUUCUCUUGGAUCUCAACUUCGAUCUGAAUAGCUCUUUGUCUUUGCUAAUUGAUAAAGCUGACGUUCAACGGAUUUCUCCGAACGCAUUUCUUCACAAUGGCAUCCAGCGCAGCGAAUCCGCCCAAAUACCCUCCGGUGAAGCUGCCGCACCCCUUUCUCACUACAUACCAAGUGCAAACAAUUACCGGGUCGACACCGACGAAGCGCAAGUUGGUUCUGGAAAGCCAGCCGACCGAUGGACGCCCUCUGACAGAGCCAUUGCAUCUCGACUCGCUUUCAUGGACUGACUUGUCAUUCCCUCCUAAGGAUCAAUCUCCUCCCGUCUCAGAUAACAGCGCUUGGGCACGGGCUUGUCGCAGUUCAACCACUACCUUCGAAUGGACAUCAGAUUGCCCUUCGCUUGGUCAAAUCUGGAACGCUAUUCAUGCAAUCUACCUCGCCAAUCCUACAUACGAAUAUUUCCGGCUGACUUUGGCCGGUCGGGACGGCGAUAUUAUUCGAAAGGAACUUCUUACAACCGGACUAGCGAUCCAGCACCCGAAACCGUGGCAUCGGCCCCAGGAUAAGGCGACUUGGCAAUCUGAUGACUUGUUGAUUCUCAGAAGUGCUUUCUGGCAAGGUGCAGCUUCUCCAACAGGCUCUCGGCCAAUCUGGGUGGUGGGAGAUGGAACGGAUGGCCCUCUUCGUAAGCCUUUGGAUCAGUUCCCUAUCAUGCCCGAGAACUAUCAGAUCACUAUGAAGUUCCCAGAGGAGGCUGUAUACACCCGCCAUCCGACCCGUCGUCCAAAGCCGCAUCCUGGAUCCAUUGCUUACAGCCGAUACAUCCCUGAGGUUGACCAACACUUUUCCCUCGAGGUGGUCGAUUGGGAGAACCUCGAACAUCUCAAGCUCUUCAACACCUGGCAGAACGAUCCCCGCGUUGCAAGUGGUUGGAACGAGACUGGAACUUUGGACGAACACCGGAACUACCUUCGCAAGCUGCACUUCGAUCCUCACGUUCUUUGCUUGUUCGGACGUUUCGAUAACACCCGCUUCUCUUAUUAUGAGUUGUAUUGGGCCAAGGAGGAUCACUACGGUGCCCAUUACGACGCUGGUGACUACGAUCGUGGACGCCACUCCCUUGUCGGCGACGCAUCGUUCCGUGGUGCUCACCGUGUGAACGCCUGGUAUUCAAGCUGCAUUCACUACUGCUUCUUGGAUGACCCACGAACUGCCAAUGUUGUUGGUGAGCCAAAGGCCACUGGCGCAACCAUCUUGUCGUAUGAGAAUGCCCAGGGUCUUACCAUCGGCAAAUACGUCGACCUCGGCCAUAAACGUUCAGUUCACAGUAUCGCCAGCCGAGAGAAAUGGUUCCAGCUGUGUCCCUUGUUUUGGGACGGGCGUGAAAGGCCCCUUGAAUCCGCUGACCGUGCUGCGUGGAAUGCCAAACUGUAGGGCUGGGAAAUGUACGAUAUUGCGUUAGCUAGCUUCGGAGCCUGAAACUUGAAGCUGCGUUCUUAGUAUCCUUCUCUGCC